Molecule: messenger RNA, 1290 nt
Organism: Penicillium subrubescens
Lineage: Eukaryota; Fungi; Ascomycota; Eurotiomycetes; Eurotiales; Aspergillaceae
Exons: 2
Coding region: 1-1290 (429 amino acids)
Source: RefSeq, a predicted model, not a curated record
AUGGACCAACGGGGAAGAAAAAAUGGUCCGUACCAUGGGAGAGAUGGGGGGAGAUGGAGAGCUCAUGGGGGGACUCGGAGGCGUACUGUACUCGCAACUUUACCUCCACCGCUGGGUGAAAUCGUUGCAACAAUUCAACUUGAGGACAUUGAUGAUUCCGAGAGCCAAGGGGAUAAAAGGGCCCAAAUUACGAACAGCCAGUAUCUGACAUCCUAUAAUUGGAUCACUGGAGCAGAUCAUCAUAUCGUCGUUCCAGGUGAACCGCCGGCUUGGACGCCUCUUCCUGAACAUAUCCAGCUGCGAGAGGAUUCCGGCCAAUAUUAUCAUGACGCUAACGCUGCGCGAUACCCCACCUACCCCCUCGAACCGAUGAUCCAAGCAAUACUGACGGAAAGACCCGAGUUCCCCCUAAGCAAGGUUGAUAUAAUCGGCUGCGGGAGUACAUUGGGCAAUCUAUUACGCUUUGCGCGUGGCAAGGCCCCAUCUUUCCGGAUGCUUGUAGAAGUAGUCGGCAACACAGUCUUCUUCAUCAGAAGGGAAAAUUCGCCUAAUGAAACCAUUCCGGAUGUCCGGGGUUACGGGCAUACAUUUCCGGAGGCCUACACUACGUGGAGUGCCGGCGUCCGAGGGUCCGAGUCCCAUCAGCGGUUGGUCAAUUACGAUUUCGCAGGCAUGAAAUGUGUAGUGCGCUUUGAGGUGGAUGGCUUCCUACCUGAUUUGAUCCCCGAAGACUUAAAGGUCCAGAAAAAUCACCCUUCUGAGACUGGCGAUGUUAAAGUAGACGAUAUUCUGUCGUCUAUUCAAGGGGUGGUGAUUUCAAGUGUGCGCUCAGCCUCUAAAGAUGCCACAGUAAAGGCACUCAAGGUCUCAAAGAGAGGUCACUAUAUCCCCCAACAGGCGGUUUUCGACCUAAAAACGCGAUCUGUCAAGAGAAUGAACGUGCAAACGCUUGAAGAAGAGCUGCCACGGCUAUGGAUCCGGCAAAUCCCUAAUUUUGUUCUCGCGUAUCACACGUUCGGGAAGUUCAACGACAUUCGGGUUCAGGACGUGCGUGAAGAAUUGAAGCUGUGGGAAGCAUCUCAACAGCCAUCUUUGGCCAGAUUUGCAAGCUUGUUGCACAUGGUAGUAUCCUUUGCUCGUAGUGUGGAUAAUGGCAAGUUUGAAAUCGAGCAUGAGGAGGGCGAGAAGAUCCUAAAUAUCCGUGAACCAGGUGGAAUUGUCAAGAGUGUCUUGCCAACGACCCUAGCAAGCAAGUGGGAUUUUGAGGAUAUGUCCGAGGUAAACUCUUGA